GAGAACUGCUGUUAGUCUGCGCUGUGUUUAUUGUUAAGGUUGUGUGGAUUAGCACUGAUGUACCCAGUACCCUUUUCAUAAUAUCAACAAUAUAAGAUGAGUUAAAGAUGCGCGGUGAGUACCGGUCCAGCCUGCGUUCACUCGCAUCCGUAUCGAACAGUUUAACGGAGAUGUUCGGCAUAGACGGCGGCUAGAUUAGCUUUAAAUUCAGGCCAGUAGCUGAUUUUGUUGAUACUGUGAAAACUGAUAUUUUCUGUGCGUGUGGUCUGUCUGCUUGCACAGCUAAUCGGUCGCAUUAGGAUACACUUAUGAAGUAGCUUCAUGUGUAACACAGCUGUAACCUUCUGCGUGUGUUUUGCUAGAACGCACCGCACUGCGGGGACGGACAGAAACGGACUGACUGCCAGAGGAUAGACGGCAGGUGGGGGGGGAUGGGGGGGCUAGCUUCAUUGACAGGAGGACGGAGAGAUGGGUCGGAUUUAAAGGGGACAUUCACACUUGGAGUUACCAAGUUAUAAUACUGUAUUUAUUUCCAUUUCCCUUCAUCUCAGACCUGUUCUGAGCUGUCUACUUGGCAAGACAGCUGGUGUUUCCAGUGGCUGACAGGGCAAGAAUUUAUGAAAGACACAGAAGAAAACAUGAAGAAAAGGUGAAAGAAAAACCAUGAUACUGCACCACAACUGAUCCACGCCUGCUGCCAAGGAACACCCAUCAUCUGCUACCAGUUUGCGCUGGUAAUGGCUAACUCAGUGGCCUUAGUGGUCCAAGCAGAACUCUUACCGCCUCAGUCCACCUCCUCCCUCUCUCAUUUCCCGUCCCUUCUUGGUUCGGGAGAGGAUGUUGAGGACGAUGGGGACAGAGGGGAGCUGGUGGAGGGAGACAAGGGAGUAGAAGAGAGCGGGGAAGAGGUGGUUCUGGACAUGGUGACGUCGUCGGUGUCGGGUCAACCCCAGCAGCCCGAGCAGUCGGACCAUCCCUUCCAGUGUAUGGACUGUGGGAAGAGCUUCAGGUGGUCGUCCAGGCUGACCCACCACCAGCGGAGCCACAACAAUGAGAGACCAUACCGCUGCAACCUCUGCCCCAAGGCCUUCAAGGGCUCCUCUGCUCUGCUCUACCAUCAACGGUCUCACUCAGGGGAGAAGCCUUACAAAUGUCAGGAGUGUGGCAAAGCCUUCAAACGCUCCUCUCUGCUCCAGGUCCAUCAGAGUGUCCACACUGGGGUGCGUACCUUCUUGUGCCCCUAUUGCCCUCUGACCUUUAAAUGGAGCUCUCAUUACCAGUAUCACCUGCGCCAGCAUACUGGAGAGUGUCCCUACCCCUGUGACACUUGCCCCAAGGCCUUCAAGAACUCAAGCAGCCUGCGGCGACACAAGAAUGUCCACCUGGGCCUCAAACCUUACACCUGCUCAGUGUGUAACAAAUCCUUCACUCAGUCUACCAACCUGAGGCAGCACAUGAGGAUACAUACAGGUGAGAGGCCGUACAUCUGCGGUGAGUGUGGACGAAGCUUCACACACUCGUCAAACUUGGCGCUGCACAAGAACUCUCACUCCAACCUCAACGCGGGAGGGAGGGAGGGAAAGAGGGGAGAGAACGCGAGGAAGGGACAUGAGGUCAUGGAGGUAGUGGAGGUGGUGGUCGGGGCAGAGGAAGUGACAUCGUCCAUGUUGACGGACAUGGUGGGAUUUGUGAGCCAAGAGGGAACUGAUGGAGUAGGGGUGGGGAUGGAAGAGGUGUUCCUGUCAACCACUCCGUCCGGGCAGAAUCCGAGCCUUCUCCCCCAGCUCACCCUCACCUCCUCUGGGGAGGGCGUGUGUGCUUCUAGGGCCAUCGGGACAGAGGUUCACCUGAGCACACACACCGGGGCCAGUUUGCUGCUGUACAGCUGUGGCAGCUGCAGCCACACCUUUGGCACCCGGACAGAUCUAGAGGAGCACCAGGUCAUCCACAUGGCUCCAGAGGGACACGGGGCCGGAGGAGAGGCCGGGCCUGGAGCAGGGAUGGAGGUUGGGGACGGGCUGGUGGGAGCUGGUCACCUGCUGGCUGAUUUUGAGGAGGUGGUAGAGACUACCACAGUGGCUGAAAAUGGACACACGACAGAGGUGCUCCUUGAUCUGACGGAGGGAGCAGAUGGCAGCAAUACAAAUGUGGGAACCACCCAGGCCCAGUUUGACCUGCUGCAGAGCUUCACCGAGGUGACUCAGAGCUCUGAGGCCGUUCAGCCAGAGGCCAGAACCACAUGGGCAGGGCUGUCAUGUGGCUACUGCAAUAAGACCUUCAAGACUGGUGGAGGCCUCAAUAGACAUGUGUCACUGAUGCACUCUCUCUCAUCACAGUCCCGCUCCCAGUUCAGCUGCUCCGCCUGCGACCGCUCCUUCCCCCUUCUGUCCUCACUCCUCACCCACCAACACUCCCACACGCCCGAGCAACGGCUCCUGGCCGAGGCAGAGGCUGAGAUAGUGUGCCCCGCCUCCCUCUCCCUGUCUCUCCCCCUCCCCUCCUCUCCCAGCCAGGCCGACAAACAGCAGGACCAGAGGGAGAUCCACGUCAACAUCAUCGCCGUCGGGGAGGAGCAAGAGGAACAACCGGCCAAACCGGCCAAAGCCCCCAAAAGGACAGUGGCCAGCAAGAACACUCCUGCUGGAGAGAGGCCGUACCGCUGUUCAGAGUGCGGAAAAGCCUUCAAAGGUUCAUCCGGGCUAAAGUAUCACAUGAGGGACCACACCGGGGAAAGGCCCUACCGCUGCACCGAGUGUGGAAAGAGCUUCAAGAGGUCGUCUCUGCUUUCAAUCCAUCAGAGGGUACAUACAGGCGUUCGGGCAUUCCAGUGCCCUCACUGCCCUCUCACUUUCAAAUGGAGUUCUCACUAUCAGUACCACUUGCGGCAGCACACAGGCGAGAGGCCAUAUGUGUGUAAGGAGUGUGGCAAGUCCUUCAAGAACACCAGCUGCCUGCGUAGACACAGUCAGAUGCACUCUGGACUGCGGCCUCAUAUCUGCUCCAUCUGCUCAAAGUCUUUCUCCCAGACGUCGAACCUCAAACAGCAUGAACGCACCCAUUCUGGUGAGAGACCCUUCCAGUGCACGCACUGCAAUAAAAGCUUUACGCACUCCUCCAACCUCCAGCUCCACCUUCGCACGCACUCCUCAAGCAAGGACUUCAAAUGCCCGUACUGCUCCAAGGAGUUUGUCAUGCACUCCUACUUGCAGAGGCACAUCCGUACCCACGGCAGUGGCGUUCCACUGCCCUGUCCCGGUGGUGGAGGUAAAGACGGAGUGGCUGUGAAGGCCAGUGUUGGGGGAGUAACGACCACCACAACCCUGCUCAACCCCAUCACCUUGGAAACCUCAGGAAACCAAGGCAGCCUGAUUGUGUCCCAGCCAGCACUUAAUAUCCCCCUCAACACCUCCCAGAACUACUUUAUGAUUCAGACAGCCAGCGGCCUGCAGCUCAUUCCUCUCUCGUCCCCUCCACCAGUUCCUCCACCUCCUCCACCGCCACCACCACCUUUGUCCCAGCCCCAAAACUUCUUCAUCCUACAGUGCCCCUCCAAUAAUGGCAGCCAGUCCAGCUUGAUCCUCGUCCCCACAGCAAGCAACCCUCCAACAGCUCCGGAGCCUCAGACCCUCCCCGUGCUUCAGACUAUCCUAAACCAAACACGGACUCAGAUGUCCCACUAUCCGGCCAUAUCACAGCAGCAACAGCAGCAGACCAGGUUCAUAAUCACCAACAAUAAUAAUAGCAACAAUGCAAACACUCCUGUGGUCAUGUCAACACGCACUCUCUCGGCCAACUCCCUGCUGACCAAGCCCAUAUUAGGGAAAAGCACGCGGACUGCUCGGGGCAGACGGGGCCGCAAACCAAAAGCUAGUCUUCAGAUGUCUGCAGCAGCUCCGGUCAGUCAGACAGCAGGUGGAGCUCCGUCGGUAACGAACUGUAAUGUGACCAGAACCACAGAGUCAUUCCCAUCUUCUGUAACCACUGUAUCUUGCACUGCUGUCCCAAUUCUUUCAUCUUCCACCACAGUGGACACCUCAGGACCCUCAUCAGCUGUUACGAUGGUUUCACCAGCCACGACGGUAUCGUCAGUUUCUACUCCGGCUACUCUGGAACCUCACACCACAGUGGGGCAAAUAAGGACGGGGGAUACCAUGACAGGGAAACAGUUUGUGUUGUGUUUUGAUAGUGAAGGACGGGCAAAGGAGGGGAUGAAUGUCGAGGAGGGUGGGCACUCCUAUGUGUUACAGUUCGAAGGGGAUGCAUCAGACGUGGCGGGGGAUGGAGGAGUGGGCGGGGAGGGGAAAUCACUUGUGUUGCAGUUCAAGACGGAUGAGCAAGGUGAAGGAGCAAAAGGGGGGGAUAAGAGAGGGAUGAUGUCCCUUCUGCAUGAAUGGGAGGGAGGAAAGCAGGGGCAGAGAGAGAUUGGAGAAGAAGGAAGCCAGGGAGAGUCUUACGUCCUCCAUUUCCACACCGAGGCGCAGGACAGCGGUCCAUCUGGUGCUGCCUUCAGCCAAGGGCAAGAAACCACCCUGCAGCUUUCCUGCACUCCUACCCAAAGUUUGGUGCCACUUGAUGGGCAAGAGGUGGUGUUUGAACUCGGGGGUGAGACCAAGAUGGAGCAGGACACUGAGGAAGGUAUGCAGAUGAUAGCCCUGAUAGGCGAAGGGGGAAUGAUGGGAGGAGAAGGGGCCAGUUGCAAUUCUGCAAGCGGGAGGGUGGAGGAGGGUGGAGGAGCCAUGGAAGGCCUAUAUCAGCUGGGAAAUGGAGAGGAAAUUGUCAUAAUUGAGGUCAGCACCAGUAGUUUAAGAGAAGGAAGAAUGGACAGAGGAGGGGAUGGAGAGAUCUCACAAAGUAGCGAGGUGAAAUACGAAAGUCUAACAGUUGAGGCGAAUGAAAAGUCUGCAAAGGAACACAGCUCUGCAGCCGACACAGAGGCACAGACGUCAACUGAGGACACAAUGAGGAAUGGACCUAUACCCAACUCUAAAGAGAUGCAGUUCUGAGAGUGUGCAGGUUGGAGAAGAAGAAAGUGUGCGUGCGAGUGGAUGCCUCACUAUUUGUGGGCUCAGUGUGUUAGCACUUUAGUGUGCGUUCUCCUGGAGCUGAGGGAGAACAUGCAGUUAGACGAGUACUGUGUCGUAAUCCCAUGGUGCCACAUACUAGAAAUGUUAUACAUUCAAAUAGGCUGUACAUGGACCUCGGAAUAUUCUGAAAUAUAUUAGUUUAAAUGAUACUGUCAUUGGCAGUUUGUUUAUUAAGUAAAUAUGUUUUUCUGUGAAUAAAUGUUGUACAUGGCCCACUUUCUAUAUAAUGUCAAUAGUAAAUAGAAGUUCAUUAUUAAUAAAACUGUCAAUACCUUUCA
Messenger RNA from Anarrhichthys ocellatus (wolf-eel), 5362 nucleotides. RefSeq names its product zinc finger protein 628 (gene znf628). Gene Ontology annotation, cellular component: nucleus. Lineage: Eukaryota; Metazoa; Chordata; Actinopteri; Perciformes; Anarhichadidae. The coding region runs from base 738 to 5003 and encodes 1421 amino acids. The record is from RefSeq and is a predicted model, not a curated record. Gene Ontology annotation, molecular function: DNA-binding transcription factor activity, RNA polymerase II-specific; RNA polymerase II cis-regulatory region sequence-specific DNA binding. Gene Ontology annotation, biological process: regulation of transcription by RNA polymerase II. The transcript has 8 exons.